Messenger RNA from Exophiala oligosperma, 321 nucleotides. RefSeq lists its product as uncharacterized. NCBI's taxonomy places the organism in Eukaryota, Fungi, Ascomycota, Eurotiomycetes, Chaetothyriales, Herpotrichiellaceae. The record is from RefSeq and is a predicted model, not a curated record. The transcript is spliced from 2 exons. Bases 1 to 321 code for a protein of 106 amino acids.
AUGACUGUCUCUUCCCAGAAGCCGAUUGCCUUCGCCAAGUACGACGUGCGGGAAACACUGAAUUCGACGUCGGAAUCUCGACGUGAGCACGUUCCACUUCCAUCUUUGGACCUGAGCGUGGCUCUGAGCCUCGCCGCUUCAACUCGAGAUGACAAUCCUGAGCAUGCCCCGCCCGUGACUGGUCUUGGUGACAUUCGGCCUGAGCAACAAGGUGUAAAGAAUAUCUCAAGAGCUCCCACCCUUCUUCCCAGCCUCAGAUGGAUCGACCUUACCAUGAGCAAAUUCCCCCUUUUGGCUUCCUCCGCUGUUUCCGCUACCUGA